Prorocentrum cordatum is the source of this 850-nucleotide messenger RNA. The record is from the annotation of a GenBank genome assembly. NCBI's taxonomy places the organism in Eukaryota, Dinophyceae, Prorocentrales, Prorocentraceae.
CCCAGAACGCGGCUCCACAGGCAGUGGAUGGGGAACGUUCCCCGCCUCGCAGCCCAGCAGUUGCCUCCUAGCUCCUGGCCCUUCGCGCGCUCCACUGGGCGGCCUUGUCCCACCUCGGGGCCAUCGAAGCGGGCACGGAAUCACGGGGAAUGCCAGCCGGGGGGGAGCGAAAGAGGGCGCGGCGUUGCAGGGCCUUGUCGACAGUUUUUGAGGCUCGCUGUGUCGAGGGUUGUGGUUCGCCCCCGCCCCCCCGUGCGCGCCGCCAACCUGCAGCCCGGCUUCCAGCGGCGGCCCGAGACCGUGGAAGUUCGGCGCACGGACGGAAGCCGCGAGGUGAUGGCGCGCGCGGUGGCGUCCCGAGACGGGACCGACGUCGUCGUCGAGUCCUCGCUCCGCAUGCCCGUGGUGCUGCUGCGCCUACAGCGAGGCCCGGGCCUGGAAGGCACGGGCGUAGCGGUGCUGAAGGCGACCCCGUCGUUUGGAGGCCUGCGGGACGGCGCCCCGCCGCUCUGCACGAUCCGCGCCGGCGGCGCCGGCGAGGGCUUCGUGGCCUGGCACGGCACGGCCGCCGACCGCGCCGUGCUGCUGGCCCUGCGCCUGCACGGCGGGGACGACGGGGGCCCAGCCAACGUCGUGGACGGCGAGGGCAGGCUGCUGUCGGCGGUGGAGUCCCUCAGCGGCGACGCGGGCCAGAGCUUGCAGUUGCUCCACGUGGCCCAAGGGGUGGACUCCACGUUGGUCAUCGCAGCGGUGGUCGCGGCGCAGAUGCUCAGGGACGCCUGAGGCUGCCGACCAGGGCAGCGGCCCCGUCUGAGCCCCUGCCCCACUGGUUGAGGGCAGGCAGGGAGGG